GUAUGUGACCGCCAAGUCGCCGCCCUGAGGAGACACAUUAAUCGCUACAUUAAUGAGGACUAUGAUGUCGAGACCGCCAGUGACAUGAAAGCUGCUAUCGACUUGCAUGGGGGCGUCAAAGGCUGCAAUUCAGCGGUGUGCAAGGUUGACAAAAGUUCUCAAAACAUGACCAAGCACUGGCUGAGUGGCGCCCACUGAAAGUGGAGAGAUCAUCGCUUGGUGGGCCUACAAUUUCUGACCCAGAAAGGUAUUCUCCUCAGUGUCCCGGAUGUGUCUCAGAACCCUGCAAGGCCCAACGAACCUACAAGUUUACCAGGUGUUCAGUAGUCCUAACAUGCUGACUGGUGUCUUGUGCCCCUUCCAGUAAGCUGGAACAGCAGCCUACAGCACUUACAAUGGAGCCUAUUGCUGCAGAAGGGAUUCAGCAUCAUGAAGAGAGUGUAGUCUUUGGCUGCCCAGUGGAGGGUUGUAUAAAG
This is a messenger RNA of Pocillopora meandrina, 476 nucleotides long. NCBI's taxonomy places the organism in Eukaryota, Metazoa, Cnidaria, Anthozoa, Scleractinia, Pocilloporidae. The record is from the annotation of a GenBank genome assembly.